GGUUAGGGGGUGAGACGCGUGCUCCCGCGGGAGUAGUGGGAUAGAGCGCAUUCGCGAGAGAUCAGAGGAGGAGAAGCGCGACCCCGCGAAGGAGCGCGCUCCCGCGGGAGGUGAGGAGAGGGGCGCGCGCCAUGUCCGCCGGGACGCUCCGCAUACUGGCCUGUGGCGAUGUUGAAGGGAAAUUGAAUGUAUUGUUUAACAGAGUACGGUCAAUUCAAAAGAAAAGUGGAGAUUUUGAUCUACUGUUAUGUGUAGGAAAUUUCUUUGGAACCUCAGCAGAGGCAGAAUUGGAAUGGGAAGAAUACAAAUCUGGAGCCAAGAAAGCUCCAAUGCAAACAUAUAUAUUGGGUGCCAACGCUCAAGAAACAAAAAAAUAUUACUCCAAUGUAGAUGGAUGUGAAUUGACAGAAAACAUUACAUAUUUAGGUCGGAAAGGUGUCUUUACAGGAGCAUCAGGUUUGCAAAUUGCUUACCUGAGUGGAACAGAAGCCCGGAAUGAACCAGCUCCUGCUUUCUGCUUUACCGCUGAGGAUGUGACAAAUUUGAAGAGUUCACUCGCUGACAGCUCCAAAUUCAAGGGGGUGGAUCUUCUCCUGACAUCACAGUGGCCAAGAGGAGUAUGGCAAUAUGGAAACAGUGUGGAAGAUAUUGAUAAAAAACUAUGUGGCUCUGUGCUCAUAGCAGAUCUUGCAUCUACCCUAAAACCCAGAUAUCAUUUUGCUGCUUUGGAAGGAGCUAAUUAUGAAAGAUUACCGUACAGAAACCAUAUGAUACUACAGGAAAAUGCACAGCAUGUCACCAGGUUCAUAGCACUGGCAAAUAUCAGCAAUACCAGUAAGAAAAAGUACUUGUACGCAUUUAAUAUUGUACCCAUGAGUUCCAUGGAGUCAACUGAAUUAGUGAAACAACCCCUUGACGUUACAGAAAGUCCAUACGCGAAAAUGGCCAAGGAAUUUCAAAGAUCAAAAUUGGGGGAAUCUGCAUCAGAUACACAAUUCUUCUUUGACCUGAGCAAACGAGAAGGAAAGAAAAGAUUAUCUGGCGAAGGAGGACCUCAUCAAUCAAAACAGGCCCGUAAGCCACCUAAGCCAACAAGUCCUUGCUGGUUCUGCCUUGCUAGUCCUGAGGUAGAAAAGCACUUGAUAAUCAGCAUUGGUACCCACUGUUAUAUUGCCCUUGCCAAAGGCAGCUUAUCUCCUGAUCAUGUACUUAUUUUGCCCAUUGGACAUUACCAGUCAAUGGUGGAGCUUCCGUCAGAAGCCAUUGAAGAAGUGGAGAAGUGUAAGGUGGCUUUGAAGAAGUUUUACAAGAGCAUUGGGAAACGGUUUGUGAUGUUUGAAAGGAACUACAAGAGUCAGCAUUUGCAGCUGCAGGUGGUUCCUGUCCCUAUUCAGUGUUGUACAACUGAAGACAUUAAAGAGGCUUAUAUUGUACAAGCAGAGGAGCAACAGAUGGAGCUCUUGGAAAUCCCUGAACAUUCAGAUCUCAAGCAAAUAAUUCAACCUGGAUCGGCAUAUUUCUAUGUGGAGCUGGACAAUGAAGAGAAGUUAUUCCACAGAAUAAAGAAACAAUUUCCUUUGCAGUUUGGAAGGGAGGUGUUGGCGAGUGAAGCUGUCCUGAACAUCCCUGACAAAGCAAAUUGGAGGGAAUGUAAAUAUAGCCGAGAAGAUGAAAUAGAAUUUGCCAAGUCCUUCAGAGAGGGUUUUCAACCAUAUGAUUUUUCCUUGCUUGAUUAAAUUGAAUUUAUUAUCUUAUUUAUAGUGAAUGCUUUCAACAGCAUUGGUCAAUGUUUCUCUGAAAAUAAUCCAUUUGAGAGGAAUUAUUCCAGGUGCUAUAACUUUGAUACAGAUAUAUUUUUCAAUUGCAGAACAACGUGUGCUGUUAUAGUGGACUGAGUGUAAUUGUGUACAUACGUCAAGGUCAGUUUUUAAAGCAUAGUAAAGAUGAAUCCCAUUUUUCUAACAUGAGCUUUACAACUGGUUCCAUUUCACAACUCCUUGUAUUUUUUACAAAGAUGCAAUUGGAAAUUAUUGGUUUCAUGUGAUUCUGUAAAUUGCAGUUUUAUUUCAGUGGUUCUUGGGUGUAUUUUUACAAUUUUAUAAUGAAACAAAUUAGUUUUUUUUUUAAAAGAAUGUUUACACUGCAGUAGAUUCACUGGUGCAUUUCCCCAUGUUUGAUGUAAUAAAAUCCAUUACUAUGA
This is a messenger RNA of Leucoraja erinaceus (little skate), 2200 nucleotides long. It is a transcript of the gene cwf19l1, whose product is annotated as CWF19 like cell cycle control factor 1. Gene Ontology annotation, biological process: mRNA splicing, via spliceosome. The record is from RefSeq and is a predicted model, not a curated record. The transcript has 14 exons. Lineage: Eukaryota; Metazoa; Chordata; Chondrichthyes; Rajiformes; Rajidae. Bases 132 to 1736 code for a protein of 534 amino acids. Gene Ontology annotation, cellular component: post-mRNA release spliceosomal complex. Gene Ontology annotation, molecular function: RNA lariat debranching enzyme activator activity.